AUAGAUGUAUAGGUUAUAUAAAGAGAAGUGUGUAGCAGAGAAAAAGAAAGCUGUCAGUGCAUCAAAGUACAGAACAGUAUUCUGUGAGGAAUAUAAUUAUUCAUUUCAUGUACCUAAAAAAGAUCAAUGUCAAACAUGUGUCGUAUACCACCAGAAAGAGACAGAUGGUGAAUUAACAGAAACCAUCAAACAGGAUUACGAAGAGCACAUUAAAAGAAAGUUAAAAGCAAGAGCUGAGAAAUAAAACGACAAAACUAAACCCAAAGAAGAUAAAUCAUACUGUGUUGCUACUUUUGACUUGGAAGCGGUGUUGCCAGUUCCGUGUUGACUUGACAGUCAAGUCUACUAUAAGCGGAAACUAAGUUGUUUCAAUUUGUCGUUCUAUUCUUUGGCAGAUGCAAGUGUGACUUGCUAUCUGUGGAAUGAAACCGAAGGCAACAGGGGAUCGUGUGAGAUAGGAACUUGCAUACAGACUUACAUACAGUCAUUGCCAGUGACAACAAAACAUCUGUGCCUUUACUCAGAUUGUUGUUCAGGACAGAAUCGAAACAGGUUCAUUUCAUCAGCUUUGCUACAUGCCAUCAGUAAAAGUCCUAGUUUAGAAACAAUCGAUCAAAAAUAUCUAGAAACAGGACACACUCAGAUGGAGAGUGAUUCGGUGCAUGCAGCAGUAGACAAUGCUAAGAGGCGUACUUCAGUCUUUGUUCCAAGCGAAUGGGACACAAUCGUUAGAUUGGCUCGGAAGAAAAAAUCCUAUACAGUUGUGCCUAUGAAACACUAUGACUUCCAUAAUUUAAAGUGUCUAGCAAAGUCUGUAUUUCCACAAAAUAUCAUUGAUCUUGAAGGAAGAAGAAUUCAAUGGAUGAAAGUUAAGUGGCUCCAAUUUCGAAAAGCAGACAUAAGCAAUAUUUAUGUCAAGCAUGACUUUGACGAGGAAUUCCAGUGCAUAAAAAUCAAACAGUCACGAAAAGGUAUUUCUCUCAGUUCAAAGCUACCACGACUGUAUACUGAGAAACUGCCAAUAACAACUGCUAAAAAGAAAGAUUUAAUUUCUUUGUGUAGAAAUGGAACAAUACCCUCGGAGUAUCACAAAUACUACGAAGACAUACCAGAUGACAAAAAUGUGAGAGACUGCUUACCAGAUUCUGACCACUGGAAAGUGAUAGAGACUCCGACCCAGAUUAAGGAUCAGCUUGAUUGAGUUUUGUUACAAUACAUGCAUAGGUGUUGUAUUCAGUGGACAGUUGAAAUCAGUAGACAGUUAAAUUGGUACAAAAGAAACAGUAAAAUGUAUAGUGACAGAGGUUUCUUCAUAAACAAUAUUUACAGAGAGGACUAUUUGAAAGUUUUGUUUGACAAUAAAUGUUACUUGUGACAUUUUUAGUGUUUACCCAGUAUACAAUUCAGUGAAAUUCUUAUUCUUAGUACACUUAAACCAUUUUCUAUAGCAUGCACAUGUGCAAAGUGUUUUCUGCUAGUUUUCAGUAAGUGCACUUAAAACUAUAUAUACAUAGAUAAUCAGACAUAAGUUCAGGUACAUUUGUAAACAAGUGCACUUAUUGCGUUAAUUCACUAAAUGGCUCGACAGACUAGUUUCAUGCCAAUAAGAUAUAAGUACAUUUUUCUUUAAAACACCAUUUUGUAUUUAACCCUGCUUAUUCUAAAUUUUAGUGUAUUAUCUUAUGAGUAUUUGCUAGUAUAUAAUCAAUUUAUCAUAUACCUAUCUUAUUUCAAAUAAAAUAUAUUAAUACUCAAAACCUUAUUUUUGAUUUUCCCAAAAGUGUGAAAAGUGCACAUAUCACGUUCUGGCCCUUACCCCUCGAAAGGUUAUACAGUAAUUAUGAUAUUGAGCAAGUGUCCUUCAAAAUUAAUGUUGUCAUAAAAUAGUUCCUUGUACCCCACUCCUCUAAAUAAUGCAUAACCCUUUCCCCCAAAAGAAGCAAAGUGAAAAUAGCCUUUGCAACCAGCAUAAAACCAGAACAGCCUGUGAGUAACUCGCAGUCUGUUCAGGUUUUAUGCUGUUUGCUGCUCAUCUGAGUAUCUAAGGGUUGGAAUUGAAGCCGUUAAAACUUCAAUCUAGUACGAUUUUAAGGUCUUAAAUUAAAUGUAACUUUCGAAGGCACUACAAAUGCGUGGAAAUAUGUAUCUAAGUGGUUAAGCAAUAAUAUUCUAGGAGCAUUGUAGCUUAGUCACUAUGGUGGUUUCUAGCAGGACAUUGGCCCUGUUGUAAGACAGCAUGUUUUACAUUUUAGACUGUUCUACAGACUGCACGAUUUAUUAAGUUCAUAUCUGCUAAGUACACUGAUCUGUCUUAUUGAGUUCUUAAAUGUCGCCAGUUAUUUGUUGGUUGUCUAUUGAUGUCCUAUUUGAAUUGUUCACAAAACAAUAAGCUGAUCAUGUAUAGUGGAUUAAAUUGUACAAUGAUUUGAGAUUAGCAGGGAUUUUGAUUUUGAAAACUUGAAAACUGGCAGUCGCAUGACUACAUUUGUACAGUGCUUGUGUCAAAACAAUGAAAGGCAGAUUAUUUGCACAAGUCAAAAGUUAAAAAAUCAAAAUGCUUGCAUCAAAAAGAAAGGGUCUAGUUCAAUUGAAAUCCCUGCUAAGGUUUAAUUUUGUUAAUUGAAUGAUAUUACAGUUCUCAUGAUUAUUGAAAACGAUUGUUAUAGUUAUAACAGACGGUUCACUAACAGGUGAUUAUUUUCAUGUGCUAGUUACAAGACAGUCUUGGUGAAAAUAUUUAAUGUCAACAUGAUAAUUUAUUGAACCUGCUAUGGGACAAGUGGUCAAUGCAUGAUUGUAGAUAACAAUGGCAUGUUGCACAUAUACUUAAGUGUUAAAGUACAGAGUUGUUCACAGGUGAAUAUCAUUAUUAAAGUGACUCUUAAGUAUAGCAUUUAUAUUUGUUUUAUGACAUGUUAUACUAGCAAGAAGUUUUUAUUUGAUCUAUAAGUUGUCGUCAAAUGAAGUCACACUGUGUGACCUUUUUCUGCCAUUUUUUACCAUGUCAACUUUUAACCUUUUAGAACUUUAAUAGUAUUACAUAUUAAGACAAAUAGCGCUAGAUUGUAAUCUUUUAUGUUUUGACGUCACUUGUUUGUUGCAUGGUUCUGAUUAUGCAGGACAAAUUGUUCAUUUAAUAUUUUUGGUUUUACGCUGCUAUUGUAACUCAGAAGUUUAGAAGGAAUUAACAGACUGAUGAUAAAUAUUGCAAUAAUCUAUGUAAAGGCAAUUCAUAAACAGAGAGUGAAAUAAUAAACCUAUAAGCUAUUUCUUGAUCGAUGCUUGGUCAAAUCAUUGUCUUGUGAUUGGUAUCCUAUGAAGCCAUGAACGGUGACAGUCUGUGCCUAGGGGAGUGCGUGGAUCAUCGAUACAGAUUGCAUUGCAAGUAUGUGAUGCUUAUGGGCAAGUACCCAUGGAUUAAGAAGUUGGCGCCAGUGUACCUUAGAUGUGAAAGUGCGAUGAUCAGCACUAGUAGUACCAGAAUGAAGAACACAAGCGGGAAAACUCCGACCUGCAAAGUGUGCGGGGAUGAAUCAUCGGGAUACCACUAUGGUGUUGACUCGUGUGAAGGCUGUAAGGGCUUCUUCAGAAGAUGUAUAACACAGGGAAUGACUCAUAAGUGCUCAAAUGAAGAAAAGUGUGACAUUACUCCAUUUACACGGAAUUCUUGCCAGUAUUGCAGAUUAAAGAAAUGUUUUGCAGUAGGAAUGUCAAGAGAAGCGUCACGGUUAGGGCGAAGACCUAAGCGUUUGAAAGACUCAAGCGGCGAACCAAAGCGAGAUACCAAUGUGCCUAUUGCUCCAUACCCGACAUCCCCUGCAGAACUCUACAAGUUGAGAAUGGCCGAGCUACAGAAGUUACUGCAGCAGAAUGGCACGUUCAAGUCGGAACUCAUGCAGGCGUUCUUACAGGCGGCCCAGCAUAGCUUCCGCGAGCACCAGCGAAACAACAACACCAAUGAAAAUCAGAAAAACAAUAAGAAUGCACAGCAUAACGGUAAAACCAGUUCUGAGUCCGGGAACACAUCAAGUGUGACCAGCAGUCCUGGGCCGUCGGGGUCGCCGGGCGAUCCGACAAGCGUCAUGAAUAGGAACCGACAGAGUAUAGACACUAAAGUAGGAAUAAUUGAGGACACUCUGGACAAUUUCAGACUUGACUCGGACAGUUCAGACACCAAAGACAAUUUCAAAACCGAUAACCUGACAUUAACGCCAGCGACAACAAUUGACUACGGUCUGUUCUCGCCAACCGAGCUUCUAAAGAAUGUGACGGAGAUAAAACAGGAAGUACCGGAACUGGACAACAGCCAGUAUUCGAUGAUGGACAACAUGAUGGGGGGUUUCCCAGGCAUGUCUAGGUCGGCCUCGCCCAUGUACAUGAUGUCGGAGCUGUCGCCGGAGACCCUGCGCAUGAUGCCGGACAUGAUGGAAAUGAUGAAAAACAUGGAUCCGGCCAUGAUGAUGGAGGGAGGCAUGGCCAUGAUGCCAGACAUGAUGGCCAUGCAUUUCCCCGAACCUGAUGACAACGCGAAUGAGAUUGAUGUCUUGCGAAUCCUGGAGGAGGUGAAGCAGGUGCCCUCGGCGCUACGACAGCAGCUCAUUGACCAGGUGGUGGAGACCGUGGGGAUCGCUCACCUGGAGACCGUGACACCAACCAGGAGGAAGGUGGCCGAGGCGAAUCAGAAAUUCAUGAUGAAGAUGCAGUCAGGAUUGAUGCCUGAUAUGUCGAAAAUGCCCGCAGAUACUCAUAAAAUCUGGGAGAAAUUUGUUGGCAGCAUGGUCUAUGAGAUUACCCAGGUAGUUCGCUUCUGCAAAAAACUGCCAGGAUUUGGUGAGAUUCAUCAGGAGGACCAGAUUGUGCUGAUCAAGAAGGGCUCGUUUGAGAUACUCCUCAACCGCAUGUGCUUGCUGGUGGAUCAUGUCAACCACGAGAUGUUCGACCCCACCAUGGAGAUGAAGUGUCCACGAGACGUGAUCAAGAAAAUGCCGAUGGGUUUCUUCAUCGUGGAGUUUUUCAGCAUUGCUGCCCUGAUAAACCCGUUAAGCUUGACAGACGAGGAGACUGGGCUCCUCUCGGCGUGUUUGAUCAUGUCACCAGAACGGGAAGGACUAGAAAAUGUUGUUGCCAUAGAGAAGCUUCACACACUCUUCCUGCAGUCGCUCUUCUUUGAAAUGCGUAAAAACCACGAAGACUAUGAGAACAAGUUUGUCAGUCUGCUCGGCAUCAUGCCCGUGUUCAGGCAGAUCAACCAGAAGCACUCCAGCAUGCUAAAUGCAUUAAAAAUGCAGAAAGAUCCAGUCAUUGAAGAGUACCCUCUCCUGCCAAAAGAGAUUUUUGAUGUGGAAAAAUAGUUACUUGCCCCUUCCUGAUACAGGUUUAGCCUUGAUCUGUUGUUUCUAUAAAUAGAUGGUUCUUAACAUAGAAUGGUUCUUAAAAUAGACUAAUUAUUUUAUUAAGACCAGAUUGAGGGUGAAACACACCUUUCUUCACAGUUGAAGUCAAGUUAAUAACCGAUUUCUGUAUGAAAAAUUCACCCCCCCCCAAAAAAAACUGAUUGAACAAUCAUUGUGUAUUUUGCAUUUGGCCUGGUGUCAGAACUAGUUGUGUGGAGAGAUCAUCUUUUACAUGUACACAGACGGUUCUGAUGGUGGUGAUCCAGGCACUAUUCAGAGGUUUUUGAUGUGUACUACAUUGAAACAUAUACUCAUCUCUCGGGCAACCAUGAAAAAUGGUUGCCUGAUGAUUGUGAUUUGUAGCCUUUUACGUGAUGUUGUGGUGACACUUGUGUUAAGUGUGUGAAUGAGAUAUCAUUGUACCAAGGACACAGAUGGUAUCUCGUUUAUAGAUGCAGAUCGUUGUUAAGAAAUUGAAGCUUUGAAAUUGAUAUUUUGUUUUAUCAAUGCAAAUGCUGCUUUAAUCGAACUGUUUCAUAAUAUGAUAAUUAUUUCUUUGAUACCUAAUGAUAAAAUAAGACAUUUCUGCAGUGGAAUAACAGCAGUGAAAAUAAACACAUUAUCAGUACUACUUUUUCUAUUUUUAGAUUAUCAUAUCAAGAUUUACUUUAUGCAUUAAGCUUUGUUUGCUUAGAGCGAGUCACAUGUUGUUUCCUGUUUUGAGGCACGCCACUGAAGAAAGGGUAACUUCAGCGAAAGGGAAACAGCUGUUAAUUAUUUUCUUGAAAAAGUGGCAUAAAAGAAACAGAAAAUGUGUUCAUGUAUAUUUUCUAUGAUCACUCGUGAAAUAACAAAUGAUCUUACACUGACAUGAACAAAUAUCCUCUAUAUACUGGUAUCUGAAUUAGAGCGGCGCACUGGGAAAACCUGACCUAUAUUUGUGCGUAAAGCUUGUGUGAUAAGAAUGCUUUGUAAAAAAUGCUUGAGUCAUUAGCAAUAAACGCUUUCAUUGUUACCCAUUAUUCAAGUUUACAAGAUGGUGAAGUCAUCAAUAUAUUGAUUGAUAAGUCUUACUACAUUUAGUUACUAUUUCUUUACUUAUAACAGUUCUUUCUUAGUAUUUUUUCUUUGAAGUUUAAUUAUUUUUUCGCAGAUUAACAGAAGGAUUUCAAGUCAACUAUUGUGAUUAACGUAUGUCCAGCGUCGUGCUUCGUCAACUUUUAGCAUGUUACAACUCUAGAGUAAACAUUUGUAUCCAGUCUUAAUGAAAUUUGUGAGAAUGUUUAUCUGGACGAUAUGAAGUCGGAGUUCGAUUCUCUGUUAAGUGUGUCUAAACAGGUCACCAGGUCAAUUCUUCUGAAAAAAUGUUGCCACUCUAGAUGCCACAUUUAUUAAUUGAUCUUGAUGAAACUUGGUCAGAAUUUUUAUCUUGACAAUAUAUCAGCCGAGUUCCAAUUUGGGUCAUAUGCAUGAAAACAAAACACUAGGCACCAGGUCAAAUCUUUGAAAAAACACUUGUUACCUCUCUUGAGGCUACAUUUAUGACUCAACCUUGAUAAGACUUGCUAACCUUGAUGAGACUUGCUCAUAAUGUUUAUCUGGAUAUUUUCCGGAGUAGGUUUGAUUCUAGGUCAUGUUCGUCCAAACACUAGGUCACAAGGUCAUAGCAUGAAAAAACACCUUGAUACCACUCUAGAGGCCGAAUUUAUAAUCAAUAUUGAUAAAACUUGGUCAGAAUGUUUGUCCUGACAAUAUGAAAGUCCUGUUUGAAUCUGGGCCACCUGGGUCAAAAACUGAAUCAUCAGGUCAAGUCUUCAACAAUUGGUGUUUGUGAACUAAGGUGAGCACUGAAGGGAUGUCAUGGCCCCCCUAAUUGGUGUUUGUGAACUAAGGUUAGCACUGAAGGGAGGUCAUGGCCCUCCUAAUUGGUGUUUGUGAACUAAAGUGAGCACUGAAGGGAUGUCAUGGCCCUCCUAAUUGGUGUUUGUGAACUAAGGUAAGCACUGAAGGGAUGUCAUGGCCCUCCUAAUUGGUGUUUGUGAACUAAAGUGAGCACUGAAGGGAUGUCAUGGCCCUCUUAAUUGGUGUUUGUGAACUAAAGUGAGCACUGAAGGGAUGUCAUGGCCCUCCUAAAUGGUGUUUGUGAACUAAAGUGAGCACUGAAGGGAUGUCAUUGCCCUCCUAAUUGGUGUUUGUGAACUAAAGUGAGCACUGACGGGAUGUUAUGGCCCUCCUAAUUGGUGUUUGUGAACUUAAGUCAGCACUGAAGGGAUGUCAUGGCCCUCCUAAUUGGUGUUUGUGAACUAAGGUGAGCACUGAAGGGAUGUCAUGGCCCUCUUGUUUAAAUUUCUGGAUUUAAGAAAAAAAAAUUGUAUAGUCAAAGAGCAGUGAGCAAGCUUAUCUUCUUUAGAAAAAAAAUCUUAAUGAAUUUUAAUGUUUAUUUAUUGAUACCAUCUGAAAACUUAACAGUAUAUAUGAUACUGAUUUUGUGAAAUCACUGUUUUUGAUAUGAUAUAGAUGGUCACUAUUUCAACUAGCAUGUUUGUUGACAUUGCUUUGUGUCCAUUACUCUUGUGCUUUGUUACAUUUUAUUUGAAAUUUUAUUAUAUUAUCUACCACAACAUUAUACUUGUUCGAGACUGUUAUCGAAUAUUUUAACCAAUUUUAAGUUUUAUACCUUUAUUUUGAAGUGUUUAUUUUGGUUUUAUGUUUGUUUUAUCGUACUGAUUCGAGUUAGUUUUCUAAAUGUCCUACCUUUUUGAUUGUAAAGUAAAUAUUUUUGUCAGCAAAUGUUUAAAAGAACAUUAAAAAAUGUUGUAUGGAAACAUGUCCAACAAAAUAUUUUAUAAAACUACCAAAACAUAUUUUUUUUUACAGAUUGGCAUACAUGCAUUUUAUUCAGCAAUUGCAUAAAUGAUAUAUUGGCUUUUUGUUAUCAUAUUUGUAAAAUCUGUAUUUAUCAAGUGCUUUCCCACAUAAAAGACCCAUUGAAAUAUUGUACAAAAUAAUUCUUGCUUACGGUAUUGGGUUUUUGAGAGUUUUGUUCAUUCAUGUCACAUUGUACAAGAUUCAUUUUAGAUGCAUUUGAAUUUUCAAUUUGUAUAGUGUUAUACAAAUUCUGUUAACAUGUAUAUACAUACAUACAUGUGUAUGUAUUGUUUUAUUGAUAAAUAAAAUUACUCAAUGUUUUUGAUGUUUUUUACUCAAUUUAACAUUUGAUUUAUGAAUUGACACAAUAGGUAUACUGUAAAACUAUCCUUUUUUUCAUUUAAGUUUUUUUUUUAAUUGUUUAGUCUUUUAUCUCAAAAAGAGAUACAUUUACUUGUCAUAAAAUAGGGUUUAAAUUGCGAUUCAAAUGGAUUUGAGUCAGUAUAUUAAAAUAGGUAGGUAUUGACUAAUGGCAAGUUGAACUGAACUAUAAGAUUCAUCCAAAUCAUUGACAUGCAACUUGUAUUUAGCCACAGUUGAAGAAAAAUCUUUCAAAUAGGCUUAUAACUACAAAAUAAAAUUUUGAGUCAUUUUUAUGUCCCCCACCCACUAUAGUGGGGGACAUAUUGUUUUUGCCCUGUCUGUUGGUCAGUUGGUUGGUUGGUUUGCCUCAACUUUAACAUUUGCAAUAACUUUUGCAAUAUUGAAGAUAGCAACUAUAUUUGGCAUGAAUGUGUAUCUCAUGGAGCCGCACAUUUUGAGUGGUGAAAGGUUAAGGUCAUCCUUCAAGGUCAAAGGUCAAAAAAACAAAAAAAUAAAAAAAAGCGGCGCAGAAGGGGACAUAGUGUUUCUGACAAACACAUUUCUUGUUUUAAAUUAAAAUUAAGGUAAUGAUGGUUUGUUACCAUUCACAUAAAUAAUGUAAAAUGGAUCAUGUAAAAUGAAGGCUAAGGAAUCUUCCAUAAGUAAUGUUGGAAUGUAUUCAUUUAGGUUUUAUUAUUUUACUUAAAGCUGUCAAUCUUUGAGUCUUCAAAGUAUUUCUGCCAGAUAAAUGUAAAAAAAACUUCAAUAUGAGUUAAGAUAAUUUUAUCCCCCAAAAUCAGUAAUUGAUUUUUUUUGAUGCAGUAAAUCUAGUUGCAGUGUAAAUUCAGUGUGUUAUUAUUUUUAAGCCUAGUGCUAGAAACACAAAAAUGGAAUCCAAACAAGCUUGAAAUAUUGUUAAGUAAAUUGCAGAAUUGUGAAAGAAAUCAUUUACAAAUGUGGUCUCUGAUACAUUUACAAGAUUCCAAUGGUGUUACUGGAUAAUAAAAACUAAUUAAUUGAACUGUGAUGUGAUAAACAAAUGUAAUAAAGUUUAAUUAUUAUUGCAAGUAAUCACCCAAAAUUGAAAUCAGGUUUUAAUUCUGUUUGCUGCCCAUCAGUACCAUUGGGUUGGAAAUGAAGCAUUUAAAACUGGAAUCUAUUAAGGAAUUACUUUAAUUUGAUUUCUGAUUGGUAUCUUAGGGGUAAAGGGUUCAAAGUUGUGAUGUCCUGUUCAACCACACUAUUAAAAUAUGGAAACAGAUUUUCAUGCAACUUCAUGAAUUGUUAUGUACUAUUUUUUUAUGACCCAUAAUUUGUUGAGACAAUAAAAUGUGUACUGUGCUUAUACACAUUAGCAUAUUCUGGCAGGUUCCAUGUCUGAUUUGUAAACUACUUUUAUUUUUUACUAUAAUAUCAUAUCUUUAUACUGUUCUUUUAUUAACAUUUGAAGCCAAACACAUUUUCAUUACAGAAAACAUUGUGGUGAAAACACAUCUACCUCGGGUCAGAUUUAAAGCUUUAUAACAUUGCUGGUGUUCCUUCACUCAGAAAUGUGAAUCAAACUUCAAUUUUGUUUGACCAUGCUUGAUAUUAUGUAUCCAAUAUAAAUGUUAAGACAGUACUUGUUGUAAUAUCAGUACAAUCAAUAGAUAGAUAGGAUUGAUUUUGCUAUUUUAAAUUUAAAACAUUUAAAAAAUUUUAAUUUAUGGUUGUGCUUAUAGUUUUUUUAUGCAAAUAUGUACUUUUGAAAUAAUGGCAAUAUAAUUAUAUUUUAAGAUAAAAUAGACUUUGUUGGCAAGGUAGAGUGUAAUUGCUUCUUACUUAUGUGUGCUAACAUUAAAGUAAAAAUAAUAUUAUGUUAAGUUUUCUUGAAACUAAUAAAGGCGUGGACAAUAAGGUAAAAAAAAAGUAUUUAUUGUUAUGCUAUAUUAUUACAGUUAAAAUUAAUAAUUAUGUUGUUAAGUUUUCCUUGAAACAUCUACAAUACAGCAAGGAAAUAAAAUGUGUAACUUAAUAAGUUUUGUUCAUGGCAUCCACCCCCUGCCCUCUGGAAAAUAGUUUUUAUUUUAUUUUCCUUUCCUGUGCUCACUUGGUUAGGUGUAUUAAAUGCAAUGUGAAGUUUGGAUUUUGUAAAUGUAUGUUGUAUUGUGAAAAUAAAUUGUGAUUCCUGUUAAUAAAUAAUAUAGGAUCAAAAUAUAUAACUAUAACACAUACUAAGUACAGGGGAAGAUAUGAUUUUCUAUAUUAAGUACAUUGUUUACACCAUAAUCUGGUAGUAUGUGAGGUUCUUGUCAGAAGAUAUAUGUUUGAUUUUCAUACGAUAUGGAGCACUAUACUAAUCUUUUUAUCUUACUUUAGCACAAAGUGCUCACAGUAAACUAUUGUGGUCAGCCUAUGGCCAAUUGCGGCAUCAUUUUUCAUGUGUAGUGCAUUAUCACGUGUUUAUUCCAGUCAGGAUGACACUUUGCCAAGAUGUAUCUUCACAAUAUCAAGUUUGAAUUUGGAUCACAUGAGAAUAAAAGCAGGUUGGUAGGUCACAUUUUUGAAACACAAGCUUGUUACCCUGCUAGAAGCCACAUGUAUGCCUCCAUUGUGAUGAAACUUGGUCAGCAGGUUUAUCCUGUACUGUCGUAAUACAAUGUAUCUUAGCCAAAUUUGAAACAGGUCAUCUGCAUCCAAAAACAGUCUCAAGGUGAAAUCUUAGGAAAACCUUGUUAUCACUCUACUGGCCAGAUUUAUAACACACUUUUAAUAAAGCUUCGUCAAUAUAUUCAUCAUGACAUUAUCUAGGCUAAGUUAGAAUCUGGGUCACGAUCAUCCAAACACUAUCACUCGGUCAUAACAAUUAAACAAUUUUAACUGACAAAUGCCCUACAUGUGGUUAUAGAAAUUCUGCUUAUCAGACCUCAAAAUGACAAAAACCAGUCAUAUAUGUACCAGUAACUAUAUUUAUUACAACGUUUUGCAUUUUCACAUUAACACUGCAAUCUGAAAUGAUUACGUGAUCUGUAUUUCAUCGUGACUGGUGUACCCUUACAAUAAUAUUAGGUAUAUUUUGAUUAUAUAUCUUUUAUUAAGUAUAAUAUAUCAAUUUCAAUAAUGCAAGGACUGCAUUGUGCAUUUCAAUCAGUAUUAACAUCUGUGUAUGAUUAUAUGGUCUACUAUUAAGUUACAGUCAUUUGGGCAUUUCAUCUAACAGAACAUAGCAGCAAUUUUUUUUUUAAGCCACAUGUGCAUUUAGUGUCAUCCAAAUAUCUUUUUAUGUUUAAAAAAAUUACGAAAAUUUUUACAGACAUGCUCAGUUUACUCUUUACUCUAAUUAUUAUCAGGGUUUUAUCAUCAUGAAGUUGAUAACAAUAUUUUAGUUGUGAUAUCAGUAAAAUGAGAACGCAUGUGUGAACAUAUAAACAUGUGUGUUAUGUGAACUGCAAUAAAUACUGAAAGAACA
This is a messenger RNA of Dreissena polymorpha, 12072 nucleotides long. RefSeq names its product nuclear hormone receptor E75-like. NCBI's taxonomy places the organism in Eukaryota, Metazoa, Mollusca, Bivalvia, Myida, Dreissenidae. The record is from RefSeq and is a predicted model, not a curated record. The transcript has 9 exons. Gene Ontology annotation, molecular function: zinc ion binding; DNA-binding transcription factor activity; sequence-specific DNA binding. Bases 3324 to 5351 code for a protein of 675 amino acids. Gene Ontology annotation, biological process: regulation of DNA-templated transcription.